AUGAGCGGUAUGAGACUGCGCGACAGCAUCCGCGCGCCGCUGCGAUAUGGCGAAGACGAAUACGAAACACCAUCACGGAUCUCGCUGCGCCACGGAUACGAUGACUCCUUUGACGACUCCAUAGAGCUUGGGGAAUCAGGCAGACCACGCCCACAAAAGAGGCGCAGGCCAAACACUGUGCCAUUCAACCCCAACCUACCACCAGCUGCGUUUCCCAGUUUGAGCAGACCACAGCCAGGUCGUGACCGCACCACCUCCGUGCAGAAUCGCGGCAUUGGCGACAGUCAACAGAACACACCGGCAAGCGAAGUGGCACAUCCUCUCCGCAAUGCUUGGUCAACGUCAACCGUUCCGUCGUCUCAAUCUGGGAUAGAACAAGUCCCGAUCGACCAGCUCGAUAAUCAUGUCGCCAGUAACAACAUGGACAAUCCGGUGUAUGCGAGGAACGUAAACAUGGCGCGUAUGACUCGUGUUGAUGUUCCCCCAGGUUCCGAGGACAUGGUCACCUCUCCGGAUAGUGAUGAUGGCGCACUGCCAGAUGCGACUCAGGUGCUCCUUGAUACGAUCCCCAACCCCAAAUGGAGUGAUCUGCACAAGGCUAUGCAAGUGGAGAUCAUCGAAAACACAAUGAAACACCAUAGCUGGAGACGUAUUUGCGACCUUCUUGGUCUUGGGCCAGACGAGCGACAACAGCUCAUGCAGGUCAUAAGCAUUCGCAAUAAACAGAUCCAACGGGAGAACAACAGACUGGAGCAAAUGCGGCACAAACAGCGCGAGGUACUCAUGAGACUUGACAACAGCGACUUGAAGCGUUUCAGGCCGCCGCCUCAACUGGUGCUGCAAAAGAUCGCUCGAGAUACCAAUCGGAACCUGUUGGUCACCGAGUACACGGACCUAUUGAUGUGCCAAGCUCACGAGGUCCUGAAAGCCAGACAGUUCUUGCACCAGCACGGGCUACCUCGAAGAUAUGCUGGCGAUUGGGGAGACAGCCUGGUGGUGCUGCAGGAAUCCGAGGAAAGCUCCCAUGAACCCGACAAGUUCGAAUGGAAAGACAACCUGAGAUUCACCCCGCCUCCUAGUGAGAUUGAGACGCCAAUCAAUCCCUUUCUGGACCCAACCAGUAGUGCCAAGAGUACAUUCAUUCAAAGCAUUGGUACGAACGGCACAAUAAAUCCCAAGGAUUUAGUUCAACACAACACUGACCCGAGUCCCAUGAUGGACUGGGGAAAGUAUUAUGAACGGAAUCCAGACUUGUCGUGGAACACCACAAGGCCCCGACUCGGUGGAAUGGUCAAGGUGAAUAUCGGUCCACACAACGCCGCGCGGAUCCAACAAUACAAGCAAGCCGGUGUCAACCCCCAGAUAUUGUCCUCUCAGAGACAAGUGCCCGCCAUGCCAGAGUCACCUCCGCCGGAGUUCCCACCAGAAACACCGUCCAAGGGCCCACGGAAUGGGAGUCUCGCCCAGCCCAUUUUCAAGAAACCUGCUAGACCAUUUAGCAGAGUCCUCACUGGAAACCGGCCUUCAGGAGGUUUCAACCCAACGGAGAGUCAGCUCAAGUAUCAACGAAGCAUACAGCAAGCCAAGCUGGAGAAAAUAGAGGCUGAGGCAGAGGCGCUGCGCCGUCGGUACAACUACCAGCCAGCUCUCCAGGUUAAUGGCGUUGGUGUUGGAAUCAGUCCCGCACGUGGAAACCUUCAGACGCUUCCCCUGACCCAGCCAGUUGAAGAAAACAUGCCUUCGAAUUUUUUCGCCCGGGCGUACCGUGGAAUGACAACGAUGAACGUUGACCGCCUCAUGGAUGAAUUUGUCUGUUUUGAGCCUAUUGUGAUGCCCGAAGAAAGUGAGCCCGAGCUGCCCGAGGAAGAACCACCUGAUGAGCAACCAAGUUCCACUGAUAUCAGCUCGAUCACUGAGGUGUCCAUGGAUGAUGUGAUGCUGGUGCCGACGGAUGGCUGUUCCUCUUCGCAGUAG
This is a messenger RNA of Penicillium samsonianum, 1974 nucleotides long. RefSeq lists its product as uncharacterized. Lineage: Eukaryota; Fungi; Ascomycota; Eurotiomycetes; Eurotiales; Aspergillaceae. The record is from RefSeq and is a predicted model, not a curated record. The transcript is spliced from 2 exons. The coding region runs from base 1 to 1974 and encodes 657 amino acids.